CAAAAAGCCUUGUUCUGGCCUAUCGAUCAGAAGGUAGCUGUAAAUAUAGAAAUUCUCUCUAUGCUCUCUUAGAUAUGUGUUUACCGUUUCGAUGGCCUUGCUGGCACUCCUCAAUAUGAAAACUCCCAAGCUAUCUUUCUUUUCUGCUCAUAUGUUGAUCAUAGGCCUCACCUACAAGUAUGACAUCUCUACUUCGGAAUCACAACGUUCUAAUGAUCACCCACCGGCCCAGGCCUUCAAGUCCAAGAUCAAGGAGGACGGUUUCUGGAAGAAAUUUGAUUGGUGGUUGAUGUGCGCUUUGGUUAUCCCAGUUAUACUCGAAACGUUAGACUAUACAGUUGUCGCCACUGCGCAACCUCGAAUUGCAGUGAGUGUCAUCUAUAUUGGUACAUCAUACCUGUUAGCAUCAACAGUUUUCUUGCCCUUCUUUGCAUCCAUUUCUGAUAUCUAUGGCCUCCAUUUUGGACUUCAAUUGUCUCUUCUAUUCUUCCUCGUCGGUAGUGCCUUCAGUACAGGAGCUGUCAACAUGACAAUGCUCUUGGUUGGCAGAGGAAUAGCUGGUAUUGGAUCUGCUGGUUUGUUGACAAUCGUGCGGACAAUAAUGUCAGAUUCGUCCUCACUGGAUACGAACAAUAUACAGCAAUCUGCUACGUUCUUCUUGUAUGCUCUUGGUUUUUGUAUAGGCCCCGUCAUUGGUGGUUUCCUAGUCACGGCCAGCUUCCGCUGGGUAUUUGCGAUCAAUAUUCCGUGUGCUGUUCUUGCCAUGGUUCUGUGUUUCUUUUUGCUUCGCAAACGUGUUAAAGGAGCCAAGUCAUCUGAGGAACUUCCAGGUUCCACCAAAUCUACGACAUGUAUGACAAAGCUAGCCCUCAUCGACUGGAUCGGGACGUUUCUCUUCAUUAUUGGAGGCACCCUCAUUCUGCUUGCGCUGAACUGGGGUCCCGAUGACAACUGGAAGACUGUUCGCGUUAUAGUCGGCCUGGUUAUUGGUGUCAUUGUCUUUGUGGCCUGCAUUCUUUGGGAGGUCAUCUUGGAGCGAAAGCACCAAGCUUCAGCCGUGGCAAUUUCGGCGCUUCAUCAUGUGCAGCCCAUGCUGCCUCUCGAACUCUUUCGGUCCUACAACAUCUGCGUCUUGCACUAUGGCAGCUUCGUGUCCGGCAUCGUCAUGUUUGUGAUAUUCUACUUUGUCGCAAUAUUUAUGACCGUCGUCUCUGGAUUGCCACCCGAUCAAGCCGGUACACAACUUCUUUAUUUUGCUCCUGGCCUAGGAGGAGGUAGCCUGAUUUCCAUUCAGUUGAUCAAGCACUUCAGACAACCGAUCUAUCCAAUCGUUGCUGGAUUGAUUGUCAUGACCGUUGGUUUGGGUCUCAUCCAGACGGGCAUGCAGAAGAACGUGCAAGGGCUUGUUAAUGGUUUCAUGUGCAUGACAGGUUGUGGGGUCGGUCUUACAGCUGGCCCUAAUGUCAUUCAAGUGCGCUUUUUGAUGCCAGAUCAUGUCGCCGCAACUAAUGCCUUGUUGCUUUUCUUCCGCACCCUCGGUGGAACUGUCGGUCUAGCACAGUGUUUUACUGUCAUGAACGCUAAAGUCGAUUCCUACGUCGUAGAGCAAAUACGAAGCGGUGCUAUCUCAGGCUCUGCCCUCGAUGCCCUUGGAGCGCUCUACAACAGUGGUGGCCUCGACUCCAUUCAGUCGCUCGAAGGUCUGCCGCCUGUGUCGCAGCAAAUCAUCCGUGAUGCGUUCAGGGACGGUGUCCGUUGGAGCUUCAUCUCCCUCAUUCCUUGGGCUAGUUUGGCAGUCAUUCUGUCCUUGUUCCUUUCUACGAUCCCUGAUCCUGAUGCUCGGGGGACUGAUCAUGACAAAGAAAUGGAACUACCAGAACCUGACGAGACGCGAAAGCUUUCCUAUAAGCUAGAGGGUGACGAACAUGCUGUGCCCAUUCAACAGCAGAAUCGUUAA
Suillus bovinus is the source of this 1957-nucleotide messenger RNA. Its product is annotated as MFS general substrate transporter. The coding region runs from base 92 to 1957 and encodes 621 amino acids. The transcript has 10 exons. NCBI's taxonomy places the organism in Eukaryota, Fungi, Basidiomycota, Agaricomycetes, Boletales, Suillaceae. Gene Ontology annotation, cellular component: fungal-type vacuole membrane. The record is from RefSeq and is a predicted model, not a curated record. Gene Ontology annotation, molecular function: basic amino acid transmembrane transporter activity. Gene Ontology annotation, biological process: transmembrane transport; basic amino acid transport.